CGCCGCCGCCGUGAGGGUCCCUCGCCGCCGCCGCCCCUUAGCCUCCCGUCUUCGCACGCAGGAUUACGUUUUGAAAACAACUUGAAUAGUCUACCGUCUUGCUGGAUUGCAUUGCUUCACAACAUAGAAUGUCUUUCUGAUCUGGAAUUUAUCUGGUGGCUAUGAAUGUGUUUCCUCCUGAAUUUACGUCCUAUGUUCCAUUGGAGCACUGAAGCUCUCCAGAACUGUUGUCUGUUCAGAAGCUAGCCUCUUUUUCUCACACUUGUUUAAAUUCUGCUAGCAAUGAGUUCUCAAAGCCAUCCAGAUGGACUUUCUGGCAGGGACCAGCCAGUAGAAUUGUUAAAUCCAGCCAGAGUAAACCAUAUGCCAAGUUCUGCGAGGGAACCGCCAGAUGGCCCUUGUCGUUGGACCUCAUUGUUCGUGAUGAAUGACGUGGAUGGAGAUGCUCCUUCAGUUGAUGUGACCACAACACUACCUUUGCAAGUGGCACCAUCUGUAGUCCCUAUGGAUCUCCGUUUGGACCAUCAGUUCUCUAUGCCAGUUGCAGAACCUACAUUACGUGAGCAGCAGCUUCAACAGGAAUUGUUGGCCCUCAAACAAAAGCAACAGAUCCAGAGACAGAUCCUCAUAGCAGAAUUUCAGAGACAACAUGAACAGCUCUCUCGUCAGCAUGAAGCUCAACUACAUGAACACAUAAAGCAGCAACAGGAGAUUCUGGCAAUGAAACAUCAGCAGGAGCUCUUGGAACACCAGAGAAAGUUGGAAAAGCAUCGGCAGGAACAAGAGUUAGAGAAGCAGCAUAGAGAACAGAAGCUGCAGCAGCUUAAAAACAAAGAGAAAGGAAAAGAAAGUGCAGUGGCAAGCACAGAAGUAAAAAUGAAGCUACAAGAGUUUGUCUUAAAUAAAAAAAAAGCUUUGGCCCAGCGGAAUCUCAACCAUUGCAUUUCUAAUGACCCGCGCUUCUGGUAUGGGAAGACACAGCAUAGUUCUCUUGACCAGAGCUCUCCACCGCAAAGCGGAGUAUCAGGCACUUAUAAUCAUCCUGUGCUAGGGAUGUAUGAUUCCAAAGAUGAUUUUCCACUCAGGAAAACAGCAUCUGAACCCAAUCUUAAAUUGCGAUCCAGGUUAAAGCAGAAGGUUGCAGAAAGGCGGAGUAGCCCAUUAUUACGAAGAAAAGAUGGACCUGUAGUUACAGCUCUUAAAAAGCGCCCCUUAGAUGUGACAGACUCUGCGUGCAACAGCGCUCCUGGAUCUGGCCCUAGUUCUCCAAAUAAUAGUUCCAGUAACAUAAGCACUGAGAAUGGCAUUACUGGAUCAGUUGCAAAUCUUCAGGCAGAGACCAACCUGGCUCACAGACUUGUGAAUCGUGAAGGCUCAGUAACGCAGCUUCCUUUGUACACAUCUCCCUCCUUGCCAAAUAUAACGUUAGGACUACCUGCAACUGCCCCAUCCAGUGGGGGAUCAGGACAGCAGGAUGCUGAAAGACUUGCUAUUCCACCCUUACAACAACGAAUCUCCUUGUUUCCUGGCACCCACCUCACUCCUUAUUUGAGCAGUUCUGCAGUGGAAAGGGAUGGGGGAACUGCACACAACCCUCUUCUUCAACACAUGGUCUUACUGGAACAACCAACUGCACAAAACCCCUUAGUCCCAGACUGGUAUCUUUCAGGGCUUGGGGCACUGCCCCUCCAUGCGCAGUCCCUGGUGGGCACAGAUCGACUCUCUCCCUCCAUACACAAACUGCGGCAACACCGCCCUUUGGGGCGCACACAGUCUGCUCCUCUUCCCCAGAAUGCACAGGCCCUCCAGCAAUUAGUGAUCCAGCAACAACAUCAGCAGUUCCUGGAAAAACACAAACAGCAAUUUCAGCAGCAGCAGCUGCACAUUAACAAGAUUAUGCCAAAAUCCAAUGAGUCUUCCCGCCAGCACGAAAGCCAUCCUGAAGAGACUGAAGAAGAACUGCGAGAACACCAGGCAUUUUUAGAAGACCCAUAUAUUGAGCGGAUAUCAAACCAAAAGGAGGUCCAAGGGUUGGCCAGUAUGGUCCAGGUGAAGCAAGAACCUGUUGAGAGCGAUGAAGAUGGAGAGUUGCCACAAGAACUGGAACCAGGGCAGAGGCAAGCUGAGCAGGAGCUGCUAUUCAGACAGCAAGCACUUCUACUGGAACAGCAACGGAUUCUUCAGCUGAGGAACUACCAGGCGUCAGUGGAAGCUGCUGGCAUCCCAGUGUCUUUUGGAGGACAUAGGCCACUUUCUCGUGCCCAGUCUUCACCUGCCUCUGCCAACUUCCCCAUGUCCGUACAGGAACCACCCUGCAAGCCACAAUUCACAACAGGCCUUGUGUAUGAUACUCUGAUGCUGAAACACCAGUGCACUUGCGGCAACACAAACAGUCAUCCAGAACAUGCAGGGAGAAUCCAGAGCAUUUGGUCCCGGCUUCAGGAGACAGGUCUUCGUAGCAAGUGUGAGUGUAUCCGUGGAAGAAAAGCUACUCUAGAAGAACUACAGACUGUUCAUUCAGAAGCCCAUACACUGCUUUAUGGUACCAACCCUCUGAAUAGGCAGAAAUUGGACAGCAAGAAACUGUUAGGCUCUUUAACAUCAAUGUUUGUCAGGCUCCCUUGUGGUGGCGUUGGGGUUGACAGUGACACAAUUUGGAAUGAGGUCCACUCCUUCAGUGCUGCUCGCCUUGCAGUUGGUUGUGUUAUAGAGCUUGUUUUUAAAGUGGCUACAGGGGAGCUAAAGAAUGGAUUUGCCGUAGUUCGACCUCCUGGUCACCAUGCUGAAGAAAGCACACCCAUGGGUUUUUGCUAUUUUAAUUCUGUGGCAAUUUCAGCCAAGCUUCUCCAGCAAAGACUGAAUGUGAACAAAAUACUUAUAGUGGAUUGGGAUGUACACCAUGGAAAUGGUACUCAGCAGGCUUUCUACAAUGAUCCUAAUGUUCUUUAUAUUUCACUACAUCGCUAUGAUGAUGGAAACUUCUUCCCAGGCAGUGGAGCUCCUGAUGAGGUUGGCAUAGGACCAGGUGCCGGUUUCAAUGUUAACAUGGCAUUUACUGGUGGUCUUGAUCCACCCAUGGGAGAUACAGAAUACUUGACGGCUUUCAGAACAGUAGUAAUGCCUAUUGCUAAUGAGUUUGCUCCAGAUGUUGUGCUGGUGUCAUCUGGUUUUGAUGCAGUGGAAGGUCAUCCUGCACCACUUGGAGGAUAUAAUCUGUCAGCAAAAUGCUUUGGGUACCUGACAAAACAGCUCAUGGGUCUUGCUGGAGGACGAAUCAUUUUAGCUCUUGAAGGAGGCCAUGACCUAACAGCCAUUUGUGAUGCGUCUGAAGCGUGUGUUUCUGCUUUGCUAGGAAUUGAGCUUGAUCCUAUUCCUGAAAAGGUAUUACAGCAGAGAGCAAAUGCUAAUGCAGUACAUUCCAUUGAGAAGGUCAUUGAAAUACACAGUAAGUACUGGCACUCACUCCAGCGCUAUUCCUCAACAGUCAGCUAUUCUUUGAUAGAUGCACAGAAGUGUGAGAACGAAGAAGCAGAAACUGUAACAGCUAUGGCAUCAUUAUCAGUGGGGGUCAAGCCACCACAUGACAAAAAGCCAGACGAGGAGCCCAUGGAAGAGGACCCUCCCCUGUAGCAGGCAUCUUUGAGGCUGGAGUUCUCCUGUUUGUUCGUCUUGUCUUGAAGCUCUGCCAAGAAGCUUUCUCUUGUUACUCCUGCAUCCUGUCAUGGUUUUCUUCCAGACUACAGAAAGGCAGCCAUGCGUAAAAGAAAGCUAAAUCUCUCUGUAUCUGUACAGAAUAUGCUUGUGGAAAAGAAAAAGUGCAGGUGAAGAGCAGAAAUAUUAAAGACAUAUGCGCUGAGCGUUCUUCCUCUUUUCCUAAAUGGAAGUUUGAGAGGCAAGAAGCCAGUGAAGUAUUUGGCAAAGUUGCCAACUUUUUAAAAAGAAAGAAAUCAAAGAUUAAACACAGAUAUGACAACUUUCAUUUAAAACUGGUGCUUAAAAGUUUGAUUAUCCUCCGUUCAGACCACUCAGACCAUAUUGUAGUUUUGUGUUUUAUGUUUUAUUUUUGUGGCUCUUGCCUACCUGUGAUCCAGACACUCUCUUCAAAACCCAGACAAUAUGAGAAGUCUUUUUUUCCCUUUAUAUGAAGGGUGAAAAGAGAACUAAGCUUUUUUAUACCUAAUAUACAUGCAGACAGACUAUAUAUGUGUGGCGAGGAAGAACGUAAACCAAGGAAGAAAGCCCGGAAAGGGGAUUGGCUUUAGCAUCUCCAAAGCCAUCUGAAGAGUUUGUGCCUUUAAAAAAAAAAAGAUUGGAUUGAUUUUGGGCAGCUGGUUUUUUCUGACGUUUUGAUGAACAAUGCCUUAAAGAAAAGAACUCUGCAGUGAUUCUUCUGGAAGGGCGGGCAGCUGAGAACUGCAAUCAGCAAGAAAGGCUCUAGGAUUUCUGCUGGCAAGUAAUGGCCGGAGCUUCUCCCAAACAGUUGACAAGUUUGGAUUUUGUUUUGUUUUCUUUUAUUGCUGUUUAAAAUGAAAAUUAAGGUAGUUGCCAGUAAUGUGGCAAAUACUGUUGGGUUUCUAAAAUUCAACAAUUGAUUAAAAAAUCCCAACAUCUUCUCCUACACAUUAUGUAUAACCAUUUUAACUAUCAAUUUGGUUGUAAAGCAUGCGUCAGAUACAACUGCAAAUUUUAAAAAAUUGGAAUGCUUUUUAUUAAAAGCAACUAGCAUGAUAUACUGCUUAAUAUUUUAGGUAUAAUUAUAUAAAUGUAUAUGUAUAAUGUAUAUUCCAAAUGUAUUCCAAGCUUAGAAACGCGACUCUUACAAAUUAUUGAUAAAAUAUUUAUAAUGCAUUUAUACAAAAUAUAUAAAUAAAUGCAGAUUACAAUGGUAGCCAUUGGAAGUUCCCUUGCAAAAGAUUUAUUUGUGAAUUGGAGUGUAAGGGUUUUUAGAAAAGGGAUCUUGUUUGAAACUUGACCAUUUUCAAACUGUAGUUUGGAAUGCUUUCAGAAUGCCAACAUUUUAGCCGCUAGGCAACUACCCUAACAUCACUAUUUUAAUUUAAGAUUUUUAAUUUUGAUCUUCUUUUAACAAAAUGAGUUUUUUAGUAAAUAUGUAUUUGCUGUUGCUUUAUUUUAUAUUGGUUUUUACAAAAUCCUUAAAACAGCCUUAUUGCAUGAAAUUUCAUUUUAUUUUCCAUUGGACAGCUGUGUUUCUAAACAGUAACCAUUUUCUUGACCUGUGUCACUUUCCACACUGGAGUUUUAUUUGUGUUUGGCCUUUCGUACCAUCAAGAGUUUUCAUGGUCAUGUGGGACAGUUGCAAAUUGUUAGGCUUUGUUUUUAGAAAGCCCUUUUCACAAAAGGAAGGAUUCCAAGGUCUUUUUUAUAUCAGGAAACUGAUUGUAUAUUUUAUCAGUUCUGCAGUCAUAGUUGCUAUGCUACAUUUAAAAAAAUAAGGAGCUUUCUUAACCUUAAAAAUAUAUUAAUAUUACAAAGAGUGAUGUAUCCUAUAUCCUCAGUAUAGAGUGUGACAAGGAUUAUUAAAGGCAUUCAUAAAUUUAGUGACCAUGUUGAAGGUCUGCCAAACUCUCAUGCAGUUAAUGCUAACACAUACACACAGAACUUUUCUUAAACCACUCUGGUUGAGUUAGUCCUCUAAAAGACUAUUUCACAGUGAAUCGUAAUAUUAAUAUCUUCUUUUUGGCUGGGAGACUGCUAAUCUUGGUCACUAUUUCCUACCCCCCCCCCCAGUUGCCUUUUGAGGUGAGGGGAGUUGACCCUCAGAAUAAGUAACUAAACUUUUAGUGGUGAAAUUAGAUAUCUGGAGGAGACUGAAUUCAUGUGUUCUUUUUCAAGCAGUGUAGGAUAUUACAUGCCCCUCAUCUGAAUAACCAGUGGUAUUUUCCUUUUUUAAUAUUUUUGUUAUGAUAACUGACAGGGUCACUUUGUAGUAACUUAUUUUCUGGUUCUGAAAAGUUUUGUUUUUCUUCAUUCCAUUAAAAUCAGAAUUGUGAGAAUUUAAUUAUAAAUCCGACUGAGUGCUGGAGAGAGUUUGAGGUUUUUAUUUAAUGCUUGAUAUGCAAUUUUUAAGACACACUACAAUAUUUGAGUUAUUGCUAACCCAAAUACAUGCAAAUUGAUGAAUACUUUUUGGCACUAGAACUGCCGAGAGCAUACUCUAAGAGUAAAGUUUGACAGUAAAGAUAAAAUGUAUAUUUUAUAAAAUGACUACCUUGCUGCUGUGAUCUUUAAAGAUUUUUGCUGUGGAAUCAUCUGAUUUCAUAUUUUGUUAGUUUAGCCCUUUAUGACUGUUGAUAAAAGUGAUGCAUCCACAAUUA
Molecule: messenger RNA, 6335 nt
Organism: Podarcis raffonei (Aeolian wall lizard)
Lineage: Eukaryota; Metazoa; Chordata; Lepidosauria; Squamata; Lacertidae
Gene: HDAC4
Product: histone deacetylase 4
Exons: 28
Coding region: 283-3630 (1115 amino acids)
Biological process (GO): negative regulation of transcription by RNA polymerase II; chromatin organization
Cellular component (GO): histone deacetylase complex
Molecular function (GO): histone deacetylase activity
Source: RefSeq, a predicted model, not a curated record